AUGACGACUAACUAUUUGGUGCCAAACACUAAACCGAUUAAUGGAAAUGUGUUUCAUUCAUUCGAAAAGAUAAAUGAAAUAUUCGCAAAGAAUGACGGUAGAAGAUAUUAUAGAGAACUUGAAAGUUCAUGCUAUGACUCUGAUGCUCCAUAUUUUGAUGAUAAACAAACUCAUUUAAGAAUUACAAAUCCGGCUCAUGAUGUGAACCAAUUAGGUGACACAUAUAUUAAACGCAAAGUUAAAGCAACUCUAGUUUCAAAUAAAGCUUUCACAUGUGAUGCCGCUUUUAAAUGCAUGCGUUUAUUCGUUGGUUACAAAUCAUCAAAUCAAAGCUUUAAACAAUUAAGUAGAAACCGAAAGAGGGAUGCUGGUUAUCUUCAGAUGGAUUGCGCCCGUGAAUCUUUCGCAUUUGCAACAUAUAAACCAAAAUCAGAAAGGAAAGUUAAAAAGUUUGUUCAUUCGUUAUAUAAUAAUGUUCAAAAAUAUGAUAACUCAGUAUGUGGUAAAUAUAUUGACCCUUCAGAAGUUUUCAAGAAAGCAAAUGAAGAAGUUAAUAUCACUUUUGAUAUGAUUAUUCCGGUAAAUGAUUUGUUAGCAUUUCAGGCGUUCGAUGAUUAUCCUAAAUCGUUUGGUGAUAUCAUUCUUAAAUAUUAUGUUUUCAGGGAUACUUUAGUAUUUUGUCAGGUUGACCCGUUAAGAGUUGCUGAUUUACAAAAUUACGUUUAUGAAAAGAUAACUGAUGAAAAUUAUGAAAAGAUUAUGAAUC
This is a messenger RNA of Trichomonas vaginalis G3, 766 nucleotides long. RefSeq lists its product as uncharacterized. The transcript has a single exon. The record is from RefSeq and is a predicted model, not a curated record. The annotation marks the transcript as partial. Lineage: Eukaryota; Parabasalia; Trichomonadida; Trichomonadidae.